UUAUAUAUGAUCUCAUCAAUUUUCCUAUAAAAAGGCUCCAAGUAAGAGCUAUCCUUUUUAAAUCCUUCUGAGAGAUUUCUAACACAUGGCUAGUGCAGAAGCUUCAGUUAAGAGAGUAGGAGAUAAGUACAGAUCUUUCUUCGAUGAUGAAGAAAACACCAAAAUUGAGUGGAGACAUGGUGGUCCUCCCAUCUAUGAUAGUGUUAACCAGCUUUUUGAGCAAGGAAGAACUAAGGAAUGGCCAAAAGGAUCCCUUGAAGAAAUAGUACAAAAUGCUAUAAAGUCGUGGGAGAUGGAGCUCUCCCACAAGACUCGCUUGCAAGACUUCAGGACCAUCAACCCAGAAAAAUUCAAGCUCUUUGUUAAUGGAAGAGAAGGAUUAACAGCAGAAGAAACACUGAGAAUUGGAAGCUACAACGCCCUGCUGAAGAACUCUCUGCCGAAAGAGUUUCAAUACUAUAAAGCAGAAGAAGAAAGCUUUGAAUCAUCUCACGAUUUAUUUCGAUCGGCUUUACCUCGUGGGUUUGCAUGGGAAGUUGUGCAUGUUUAUUCAGGACCUCCAUUGAUUGCCUUCAAGUUCAGGCACUGGGGUUUCUUUGAAGGGCCUUUCAGAAGCCACGCUCCCACUGGAGAGCUCGUUCAGUUCUAUGGCCUUGCAACUCUCAAGGUGGAUGAUUCAUUGAGGGCUGAGGAUGUGGAAGUUUAUUAUGACCCAGCGGAGCUAUUUGCAGGGUUUUUGAAGGGACUACCAAUCUCAGACUCUCACACUGCUAAAAGUCAAGACUCAGAAGCAGCUAUUGCCUGCCCUUUCGCAGAACUCAAAUGAAGUUCUUGUUAUAAUAAUUAUUACAUAAUUUUGGUAUUCCUAAAGUGG
Messenger RNA from Morus notabilis, 874 nucleotides. Its product is annotated as pathogen-related protein. The transcript is spliced from 4 exons. Bases 86 to 826 code for a protein of 246 amino acids. NCBI's taxonomy places the organism in Eukaryota, Viridiplantae, Streptophyta, Magnoliopsida, Rosales, Moraceae. The record is from RefSeq and is a predicted model, not a curated record.